Panicum hallii is the source of this 549-nucleotide messenger RNA. Its product is annotated as RING-H2 finger protein ATL79-like. Bases 1 to 549 code for a protein of 182 amino acids. Lineage: Eukaryota; Viridiplantae; Streptophyta; Magnoliopsida; Poales; Poaceae. The record is from RefSeq and is a predicted model, not a curated record. Gene Ontology annotation, biological process: protein ubiquitination. Gene Ontology annotation, molecular function: zinc ion binding. The transcript has a single exon.
AUGGAGACCAAGAAGCCCAGGAUGAUCCUGCUGGCCGCGGCUGCAGGAGGACGCCGGCGUCUCGUCGACCUCCCGGAUCCGCCGUUAGCGCCCAACGGGCAGCCGCAGCCGCAGGGGCCGGACACGGCGGGCGGCGGCCUCUCAUCGUCGUCGGGCGUCGUGCUGCUCUUCUUCUUCCUCGUCGCGAUCAUCAUUGCCUGGCUGCUCUACUUCUGCGACAACAAGGAGGAGCAGGACACCAGCCGCGAAGACGACGACGUGGAGUCGGGGAAGAAGGCGGCGGCGGAGGCGCCGCUGGAGUGCACGUGCACGUACCGGGCGGCGGAGGGGUGGGAGGAGAGCACGUGCUCGGUGUGCCUGGCGGAUCUCGCCGACGGCGAGGCCGUCCGGGUGCUGCAGCCGUGCAUGCACUACUUCCACCCCGCCUGCGUCGAGCAGUGGCUGCGCAAGAGCGCGACCUGCCCGAUCUGCCGCGCGCCGACGCUCGCCGCAGCAUGCAGCAGCCAAAGGCGGCCGGCGCCGCCGGACCUGGCUAGUAGUAGUACGUAA